GGGCGGAAAGACAAUAAAUUACGGUGAGGGGCAAGGCUGUCAUUUGAAGAAUUCAUUUGGUCCAUGCUAAUUGUCACAGCCGACCGAGCCUUUGCUGCUUUCUUCUCUCCCUCGCCGCGCCCUCUGCACUGUCGUCUCGCUCUCAGUAGAUUUCGGUUCGCGUUUCUCUCUACAGAUCGGCGAGGAGGCGUCGGCGCUGAAGACGUCGCUGGUGGAGGUAUAUUUUUCCCCAAAUCAGCCAGUUAUUGCGGAGUAUAUUUUUAGUCAGGUAUUGCGACAGAGGUGUGAGGAAUGGACGUAAAUGGCAGUACUCAUGUGGCAGUGUUGGCAUGCACUGCAUAAGACACGUGGUUUGGAGGUCGAUAAAUUUGAUUUGUUUGAUUCAGGUGUGGAUUUGGUAGGACGAUGUCGCACCAGGUUGUGAAAGUGAAGCGGGAUGCGGUGGCGCCAUGCAUGACAUGUCCGCUCUGCCACAAGCUCCUCCACGAUGCCACCACAGUAAUCGAAUGUCUUCAUACAUUUUGCAGGAAGUGCAUAUACAAGAAGCUAUCAUCAGAUGAGGAAGAGGACUGCUGUCCUAUAUGUAACAUUCACUUGGGCUGUGUUCCAUUGGAAAAGCUGAGGGCGGAUCAUAAAUGGCAAGAUGUGAGGUCAAAAAUAUUCCCUUCUAAGAGGAUAAAUGCGCGAGCCCCUGAAGUCGAGACUGCUAUCACAUUGCCUUCCAAGAGAAAGGAAAGAUCUCUCUCAUCCUUGGUGGUCAGCACUCCCCGAGUGUCAACCCAGAAUGGACUGACAGGAAGAAGAUCAAAGUCUACAACAAGAAAAGCGUCAAAGGGAACAAGGAUUACUAUGGAGAAACCUUCAAAGAGAGAAGAUUCCAUGGCUGAUCACCCUGAGAGCUCUGACUCACCAGAACCACCAAACAAACUUGCUCGGAAUGCGGGGCAGAGUUAUGGUCCUGGUGAACUGUCUGAACGCCCCAGUCCUAAUGGCGGAAAAGAGAAUGGAUAUGAGGCUAGGGAAGGCGACGUUGCACUCUGGAAACCUUUAAAUUGUUUAUUGGAGGCAGCAAAUAGGAGCAAGUAUUCAAAUUUUAGCAAUCAAGGGUCUGCUUCUAAAUCAGAAGCUCCUCAUGACAAUGUUGAAUCUUCCUAUAGAACCAAGAAUAAAGUACAUGGUCAGAGGUCGAAAGUUCCAGAUGAGAAGACCGGAAGCGAUAACACCCCCCCACCAUCAGAAAAGUUCCAUAGAACUCGUCCCAAGAAGCCACGAGAUUUUGGAGAAUUCAGGCUUCCACCCCAGGUCGUGCUUAAUGCUGCCAGUGCUAAAUUUGACCGUGCAAAUUAUCCUAUUUGGUUUUCAUUGAUCUCAGAUGAACGGAAUGGCGAUGUGCUCCCGUUGCCUCAAAUUGCUGCAAAUUUCGUAAGAAUAAAGGAUGGUAAUAUGCCAGUUUCCCUUAUCCAGAAAUACCUCAAGAUGAAGCUAGCUCUAAUCGGCGAAGAUGAGGUCGAAAUAAAAUGCAUGGGCCAGACUGUGAUCCCGACAUUGACGAUGAGGAAUCUAGUCGAUCUAUGGCUCCAAACAACCACGAGCGAUCGAGUUUCUGCUCAAGUUGGUUCUUCGGCCAAGGAAUUUGUAAUGGUUUUGGGCUAUGCUCGCCGAGUCGGCAAAAUGUGAUACCCGGUGGCACCUGUUGUUGGCGUUGUGUUGUGUUACAAAUGUUCGAUUUAACCGAACCUCCGAAACAAGUUUUGCUCAUUUCAUACAGGUCAGAACUUACCAAACAAUCGCCAAGAAGUUUCUACACACUUCUAGACGAUGCAUCUAUAUACUGCACUUGGAUCUUAAGUUUUAUCUUUUGGAUCUCAGAGUUAUUAUGCGUGUCAAUGCACAUUUCUUCAAAUCAAAUUAUGUUUGUUUGUUUUUCUUAUUGUUCGAUUUGAU
This is a messenger RNA of Andrographis paniculata, 1944 nucleotides long. Its product is annotated as E3 ubiquitin protein ligase DRIP2-like. The coding region runs from base 406 to 1677 and encodes 423 amino acids. The record is from RefSeq and is a predicted model, not a curated record. Gene Ontology annotation, molecular function: ubiquitin-protein transferase activity. The transcript has 8 exons. Lineage: Eukaryota; Viridiplantae; Streptophyta; Magnoliopsida; Lamiales; Acanthaceae.